Messenger RNA from Panicum virgatum (switchgrass), 2808 nucleotides. Its product is annotated as zinc finger MYM-type protein 1-like. Gene Ontology annotation, molecular function: protein dimerization activity. Lineage: Eukaryota; Viridiplantae; Streptophyta; Magnoliopsida; Poales; Poaceae. The record is from RefSeq and is a predicted model, not a curated record. The coding region runs from base 1336 to 2808 and encodes 490 amino acids. The transcript is spliced from 2 exons.
CCCCUGCCAUCUUGUGCAUCCUCUCCUCAUCUCAUCACCAUGUUUGGAGCCUAAGAGGCACCAGGUAACCCCAACUCCUCAACUUCAAUUGACAAUUCGAUUCCUUGUUUGUUAAACGGGUGAAAAAAUUGCUGCAGAGUUGAAGAUGUUGGGGUCUUAGGGAUUUUUAUAAUUGUUGAUUCUGGUUCAGUUAUGCGAUGAGAAAGGACUAAAGGAGAAGCAAAGAGGAAUUUUUUUUGCUUGUAACCAGGAAAAGAGAUUUAUUUGAUAGCUGCAUUCAUUGUUCCAACAAGAUGCCAGGCAAUCAAAGCACAAUGGAACGAUUCUUGAAAAGAAAAUUGCCCCUAACUGAUGAUAACGAUGAGAAUCUUGAUAGAGGCACUUCAAGAAGAGAUGACACUGCACCAAACGCCAAUCAUUUUACUCAUCUUUCUUCACGGGUCUCACGACAGGAGGUAAAUUUUGAUGAGCUUCCAUAGGAUCCAGCAGAUAGAAGGAGAAUAUCAGAUUAUAUAGGCCAAAAUCUACAAGAUGACAUAAGCCGAAAGUAUUUGAUAAGGGGUCCUUUUAAACCACCACCUGGUUUUAAGUUUCCAGAGACAAUAAUAGCAGGUCAUCCACGUCGAUGUCAAUCUAAUUGGUUUACUAGAUAUGAUUGGCUAGAGUACAGUGGAAAGGUGGAUAAGUACUUUUGUUUAUAUUGCUACUUGUUUAGAGAUUGCAACAUGGGCCAAGGUGGGAAUGAUGCAUUUGUAAUAGCUGGUUGGGAUGGCUGGAACAAAUCUGAUAGGCUUCGAGAUCAUGUAGGCAAAUGUAAUAGUUUUCAUAACACAACUGUGAAAAGAUGCAACAACUUAUUGAAGCCUGGCCAAUCAAUUGGUGCUGCUUUGAACAAGCAAAGUAAUCUCACUAAAGAGAUGCAUUUGAUUCGAUUGAGGACUCAAUUAAAGCAGUCCGAUACUUGUUGAAUCAAGGUUUAGCUUUUCGUGGCCAUGAUGAAUCAGAAGAGUCCACAAAUAAGGGAAAUUUUUGAGAGUUGUUACAACUUUUGGCAGAUGGAAAUGACAAGGUAAAGGAAGCAAUAAGUAAGGCUCCAAAAAACAAUAAGAUGAUAGCUCUUGAAAUUCAAAAGGAUAUUGCAGAGUGUUUUGCUGAGGUAAGAGAACCUUGCAAUAUUAUUUUGUUUCAGAAAAUAUGCUCUCUCUCUCUAAGUGUGAAUAGAUGAAUUAAUUAUUUCUUUUGCAGAUCAUAGUGAAAUCUGUCAUUGAAGAAAUUGGUGGGGAUGUCUUUUGCAUAUUAGUAGAUGAAUCAACAGAUGUUUCUGGUAAGGAACAAAUGGCUAUUAUUUUGCGAUAUGUUGAUAAGCUCGGGGAAAUAAAAGAGAGGCUUAUUGAUGUGGUUCAUGUGAAAGAGACAUCAGCUUCCUGUCUUAAAGCUAACAUCGAUCAUGUGUUUGCUAAAUAUGGAUUGAGCUUCAAACAAGUUAGAGGACAAGGUUAUGAUGGAGCCAGCAACAUGAGAGGUGAAUUUAAUGGUUUAAGGGCUUUAAUCAUGAGAGAAAAUAGCUCUACGUAUUAUAUCCAUUGCUUUGCCCAUCAGCUGCAGUUAGUCAUUGUUGCAGUAGCUAAAAAGAAUGAUGAUUCUAGUGAUUUCUUUGACAUGGUAUCCCUAUUGCUUACUGUGGCGGGGGCUUCUUGCAAACGUAAAGAUAUGAUUCGAGAAAGUCAACAGGAGAGAGUGAAAAAAGCCAUAGGAAGUGGACAACUUAGUAGUGGAACUGGAUUAAAUCAAGAACAGGCCCUUCACAGAGCUGGAGACACACGUUGGGGUUCUCAUUAUAAAACCCUCAAGAGCCUUAACAAUUUGUACCCUAAAGUUAUUGAAGUGCUCCAUUAUGUUGAAAAAGAAGGUCCAAAUGAUGCAAAGAGACGUCAAGCUCGUGGUCUCUUGAACUAUCUCAAAGAUUUUGAUUUUGUGUUCCAUUUACAGUUAAUGCUGCUUAUUCUAGGACAUGCAAAUUCUUUGUCACUAUCAUUGCAAAGGAAGGAUAAAGACAUCUUAGAGGCCAUGUUAGAGGUGAAGUUAAUCAAGCAAAAAUUUCAGCAAAUUAGAGAUGAUGGCUGGGACUCUUUAUUGGAGGCCAUAUACUCCUUUUGUGAAGAACAUGACAUUCCUAAGGUUGAUAUGGAGGAGGACUAUAUUGAUCAUCAUAAUCCAAGAAAAAAGACCAAUCGCACCAACUAUCAACAUUAUAGAUAUGAUUGCUUGAAUCCAAUUAUUGACUUGCAGCUUGCAGAGUUCAGUGACCGUUUUAAUGAGGUGAAUUCUAAACUGCUUACUCAGAUUGCUGCUUUCAGUCCCAAAAAUUCUUUUGAGGCUUUCAAAGUUGAGAGCUUGAUGGAGUUGGCUAAGUCGUACCCCGAUGAUUUUAAUUCAACACAACUGAAGGAUUUUGGACUUGAGCUUCCUAUUUACAUUGAUAAUGUGCGAGCUGAUGAAAGAUUUGCCAAUUUGUAUACUAUUUCUGAACUUGCUAAGCUGAUGGUGCGGACAAAAAAGGAUCUUGCUUUUUCUUUGGUCUAUCAGCUUCUCAGGUUAAUACUAGUUCUUCCUGUUGCCACUGCAUCAGUUGUGAGAUGCUUUUCAGCAAUGAAAAUUGUGAAGACAAUAUUGCGAAAUCGUAUUGGUGAUGAAUUUAUGAGUCAUUGUAUCAUAUGCUUUGUAGAACAAGGAUUUCUAGCCACAAUUCCAAUCAAAGAUGUAAUUGUCCGCUUUAACACGAUGGAUGACCGUAACCGUAGAAGGUAG